AUGCCGGAUAUCCAAGCGAAGUUGGAGCGUUUGAAGGCGGGUUGGAAUUCGUGCAAGGCCCAGGACGAUCAGAAGCAUUCACUGAUCUCGGAUCUGUUUGCGUGCAUCGAUGACCUAUCUGGCAAGCUUUCGGAGGCCGAAUCCGAGCUCCGAGACAAGAAAAGAUCAGGCGAAAAGGAGAUUCAAGCUUUACAGCUCGAAAUGUUCAAGGAUGAGCUUGUUAAGCAGGGUCUAGACGGUGGCAAGAAAACUGCCUGCCUGCUCAAACAAGCUGUCAUAGAGGAGCUCAGGUCCUCGGCUCCUGCCGCAGCUCACCACCUGAAGGUGGUUGUUCGCGUGUACGCGAAUGUGAAAGGACUGGCUAAGACAUACAAGGUGGUGGAGGUUCUCUCCGAAGCCACAUUUGAUGACUUCGUCCGCGGGUUCAACAUGGGCGACCCCCUGUGCGAUUACAUCGAUGCCGGUAAUGGUAAAGAAUGUGCAGAUGCGAAGGUCAGAGCAUAUUUCGAACUUUGCUUAGCCGACAUCCACUGUCAGCAGAUCAUCUUUGGCGGCACAGCCGACGACGGGUAUGCUCGCCUGCUGGGGCCGCACGCUGAGGACGAUGCAGUGCGUGGGCGGGUCACCUUGCUCGAAGGGCCUCCUUUUGCCUACGAACUGGCCGGCAUCAAGGACAAAUACCGCCCCAUCUCAUUGGAGAAUGUCUUUAGGAGCCAGAAGCUUGUCAAGGAAGAUCCGCCGCUCAACUAUUCGCACCAGGACUUCCUGAGCCUACAAAGCCGCAAGCUCUGCAACAGUUUUCAGCUUCUCGGGAAGUGUCCCUUUCUCGACACCUACGGUAACUGUCAGCACGGUCACAUCGAGGGGCUAAGCCCAAAGCAGAUAGCAGCAUUGCGCGCCGUGGCCCGCCAGUCUCCAUGCAAGUCGGGCUUGAGUUGCAGCGAUCCCGGUUGUAUUUAUGGUCACCGAUGCACUCGAGACAAUUGUGCGCUCUCAACCUGCCGGUUCUCCCCAGGAAUGCACUAUGUCGAAACAACGAUUGUUGGUAAAUCCGGUUGAAGUGUGUCAAACAACAUCUCAGUGUUAUUUUUGUGUUGUCGAUGUUGUAUUGCCGUCUAGCCUCCCCCUGGACCUGUUCUGGGUUGUCUUUUUCGUUUUCUGAGACACUUGGCGGCUUGAAAGAAUGUAGGCGUGCCCGUGUACUUUCAGCACUCGGUUGGAGAUGGCCUAUUACAUUGGGGAGCAGUGAAGCGUACGACGUCUCAUUCUUCAUUCUCCAUGCUACUUUCACAAGAGCCAGUAAUGCCACCCAGCUACGACUGGCGUCUCGCAUCACUGUCAAGGCAACCAACCGCAGAGGAGGCGGAGAGCUGAACUUUCGCUCUUUUCGGCCUUCUCUCGUUCCAUCCUCUCCGUAGUUCUAAAGUCGCCGGGUGUUGGGGCCCACCACCGGCGCAGUAUAUCGAAACCGCAACAGGUGAAGUUUGAAACGCGAAAGACAGAUAACAGACGGGCUUUGGUGCAAUUUUGCUGUGCAUGGGGAUCUUGGC
Microdochium trichocladiopsis is the source of this 1550-nucleotide messenger RNA. RefSeq lists its product as uncharacterized. Lineage: Eukaryota; Fungi; Ascomycota; Sordariomycetes; Xylariales; Microdochiaceae. The coding region runs from base 1 to 1059 and encodes 352 amino acids. The transcript is spliced from 6 exons. The record is from RefSeq and is a predicted model, not a curated record.